AUGGUACGAUCAAACCAAUAUGUGGCUUCAAUUCUUAUCAAUUUUCUGUUCAACCGACAGAUAGCUGUGAAAAUAACGAAACAAGGUGAGCCUCUUCAUUUCAAUAUUAAUAUCUGGCAAAUACAAUCAGAUGCUGAUAGUUCAUUUGGACUUUGCACGGGUACAACAUGUGAUUCAGAUCUCGAUAGAAUUCUUCUAAUAAAUCAAGAACUAUCUACGUAUACUGAUGAUAUUAUUGCACUCACUUGCGUUAUUUACAUUGGCAAUUAUCUCAAUAGUACGGGACGUGAACCAUGGGAACGAUCACUACAUUACAAUAAAACUAUUGAAAAUGUGCAAAAAGCGUGUAUAUCCGAUAUACGACAAGAAAAUUCACUUCAUGUAGCAGCUGGAAGUCUUGAAGUGCUGUUUGUUGAAGAUCAAGUGAAUUCUAAAAGUAUCACAACAAUAGCUGAUAUUCAAACUAAUUUUCAAUCAAAUUUAGAAGAGAAACUUCUAAAGUUAGCAGAGAUAAUAGAUCAAUCACGAAUUGAAGUAGAUGAUAUUAUUGCUAAUAUGACAGCAACAACAACAACAACAUUUAUUACAACGACUCCACCUACAAUCAUCACGACCAAAAUUACAAGUUUACCUACAUUUGAAUCAACAACGACGCUAACAACAAAUAAUUAUACAAGCGUACAGACAUCGACACCAACAACAACAUCAUCAUCAUCCUCAGCUGAUUAUACAACGAAAAAAACACACGACAAUACGUUGGGUAUCAUCAUCGGUUGUGUGGUAGGAGGUGUUGCUCUUCUUGCUGCAUUGGUUCUGGGUUUAUAUUGUUACAUUAAAAAGUCUAAAGCCAAGCAGAGACGAACAAUAGGAGAUUCUCCCAAUUCGUUUCCCAUGUCCAAGGCAGAAAAACUUUAA
Molecule: messenger RNA, 915 nt
Organism: Adineta steineri
Lineage: Eukaryota; Metazoa; Rotifera; Eurotatoria; Adinetida; Adinetidae
Source: the annotation of a GenBank genome assembly